AUGAACACAAAGAGCUGUGGGUACGAUAAUCCAUGCAAAAAUGGAGGUACUUGUAAAGAUUCUGAUAAUGGAUAUUCCUGUUCAUGUCCAACAGGAUUUACUGGAAAAAACUGCGAAAUAAAUAUUGACGAAUGUGAACCUAAUCCAUGUAAGAAUAGUGGCACAUGUAAGGACGAAAUAAAUGGAUAUACAUGUACCUGCCCUGAUGGGUAUACUGGUACCAACUGCGAGAGUGAAAUUCAUGGCUGUGGCUACGAAAAUCCUUGUACAAAUGGAGGCACCUGUAGAGAUACCGCCAAUGGGUAUUUCUGUUCAUGCCCAAAAGGAUUUGCGGGAAAACACUGUCAAAUAAAUAUUGAUGAUUGUGGCUACAUUAAUCCUUGUAAGAAUGGAGGCACUUGUAUUGACGAGGUUAACGGAUACUCAUGUUCAUGUGCAACAGGAUUUCACGGCAAGAGUUGUCGGGCAAAAAUUCCAUGCCAAGAACCAGAUAGUGUAAUGGAUGCAACAAAAACUGUAGAUACACUCGAUGUUGGUGGUAUUGUAACGUAUGUUUGUGACUUUGGUUAUUCAAUGUCGAGUGGAGAUUCUAUUCUAACAUGUAAAAUAGGACCUUUUUGGAUGGGAACCCUACCGACAUGUUCAGUUAUCAAAUGCCAGAUUACAGGAUUAAAUGACUACACAACUCCGUCAACGACUAGUGAUGUUUCACCUACCACACAAGUUUCAUUCACAUGUUUACCUGGGUACAAGUUACCAAAUGGAGAUUCAGGACAAAGGGAAUGUAGAUUAGGGGGUGACUGGAAUACACCUCUUCCAGCAUGUGAAGAUAUAAAUGAAUGUCUGCUAAAUCCAUGCAAGCACGGCGCUACAUGUUAUGAUAAAGUGAACGAUUACAGCUGCACAUGUGCCCCAGGUUACGAAGGAACGAACUGUGAAAUAGAUAUUGAUAAUUGUCUUCAACAUGAAUGCACGAACGGAGCCACAUGUCAAGAUAAAGUAAAUGGUUAUAUGUGCAUUUGUCCACCUGGUUUCAAAGGAAAGCAUUGCAAAAUAGAUAUAAAUGAGUGUCUGCCAAGUCCAUGCAAGCACGGCGCUACAUGUAAUGAUAAAUUCAACGAUUACAGCUGCACGUGUGCCCCUGGUUACAAGGGAAAGAACUGUGAAAUAGAUAUUAACGAAUGUAAACCAAACCCUUGUAAACACGGAGCAUCAUGCAUGAAUGAAGUGAAUGGUUACAGGUGUGUCUGCAUACCAGGUUACCAAGGAAAGAACUGUGAAAAAGAUAUAAAUGAAUGUCUGCCAAAUCCAUGCAAGCACAGCGCUACAUGUGAUGAUAAAGUGAACGAUUACAGCUGCACGUGUCCCCCAGGUUACAAAGGAAAGAACUGUGAAAUAGAUAUAAAUGAAUGUCUGCCAAAUCCAUGCAAGCACGGCGCUACAUGUAGUGAUAAAGUGAACGAUUACAGCUGCAUGUGUGCCCCUGGUUACAAAGGAAAGAACUGUGAAAUAGAUAUAAAUGAAUGUUUGCAAAAUCCAUGCAAGCACGGUGCUACAUGUAAUGAUAAAGUGAACGAUUACAGCUGCAUGUGUGCCCCAGGUUACAAAGGAAAGGACUGUGAAAUAGAUAUAAAUGAAUGUCUGCCAAAUCCAUGCAAGCACGGUGCUACUUGUAAUGAUAAAGUGAACGAUCACAGCUGCACGUGUCAACCAGGUUACAAAGGGAAAAACUGUGAAAUAGAUAUAAAUGAAUGUCUGCCAAAUCCAUGCAAGCACGGUGCUACAUGUGAUGAUAAAGUGAAUGAUUACAGCUGCACGUGUUCACCAGGUUACAAGGGAAAGAACUGUGAAUUAGAUAUAAAUGAAUGUCUGCCAAAUCCAUGCAAGCACGGUGCUACAUGUGAUGAUAAAGUGAACGAUUACAGCUGCACGUGUCCCCCAGGUUACAAAGGAAAGGACUGUGAAAUAGAUAUAAAUGAAUGUCUGCCAAAUCCAUGCAAGCACAGCGCUACAUGUAAUGAUAAAGUGAAUGAUUACAGCUGCACGUGUCCCCCAGGUUACAAAGGAAAGGACUGUGAAAUAGAUAUCAACGAAUGUAAACCAAACCCUUGUAAACAUGGAUCAUCAUGCCUGAAUGAGGUGAAUGGUUACACUUGUGUCUGCAAACCAGGUUACGAAGGAAAGAGAUGUGAAAUAGAUAUAAAUGAAUGUCUGCCAAAUCCAUGCAAACACGGCGCUACAUGUAAUGAUAAAGUGAACGAUUACAGCUGCACGUGUGCCCCAGGUUACAAAGGAAGGAAUUGUGAAAAAGAUACAAAUGAAUGUCUGCCAAAUCCAUGCAUGCACGGCGCUACAUGUGAUGAUAAAGUGAAUGACUAUACUUGCACGUGUCCCCCAGGUUACAAAGGAAAGAACUGUGAAAUAGAUAUCAACGAAUGUAAACCAAACCCUUGUAAACAUGGAUCAUCAUGCCUGAAUGAGGUGAAUGGUUACACUUGUGUCUGCAAACCAGGUUACGAAGGAAAGAGAUGUGAAAUAGAUAUAAAUGAAUGUCUGCCAAAUCCAUGCAAACACGGCGCUACAUGUAAUGAUAAAGUGAACGAUUACAGCUGCAUGUGUGCCCCAGGUUACAAAGGAAGGAAUUGUGAAAAAGAUAUCAACGAAUGUAAACCAAACCCUUGUAAACAUGGAUCAUCAUGCCUGAAUGAGGUGAAUGGUUACACUUGUGUCUGCAAACCAGGUUACGAAGGAAAGAGAUGUGAAAUAGAUAUAAAUGAAUGUCUGCCAAAUCCAUGCAAACACGGCGCUACAUGUAAUGAUAAAGUGAACGAUUACAGCUGCACGUGUGCCCCAGGUUACAAAGGAAGGAAUUGUGAAAAAGAUACAAAUGAAUGUCUGCCAAAUCCAUGCAUGCACGGCGCUACAUGUGAUGAUAAAGUGAAUGACUAUACUUGCACGUGUCCCCCAGGUUACAAAGGAAAGAACUGUGAAAUAGAUAUCAACGAAUGUAAACCAAACCCUUGUAAACAUGGAUCAUCAUGCCUGAAUGAGGUGAAUGGUUACACUUGUGUCUGCAAACCAGGUUACGAAGGAAAGAGAUGUGAAAUAGAUAUAAAUGAAUGUCUGCCAAAUCCAUGCAAACACGGCGCUACAUGUAAUGAUAAAGUGAACGAUUACAGCUGCAUGUGUGCCCCAGGUUACAAAGGAAGGAAUUGUGAAAAAGAUACAAAUGAAUGUCUGCCAAAUCCAUGCAUGCAAGGCGCUACAUGUGAUGAUAAAGUGAAUGACUAUACUUGCACGUGUCCCCCAGGUUACAAAGGAAAGAACUGUGAAAUAGAUAUCAACGAAUGUAAACCAAACCCUUGUAAACAUGGAUCAUCAUGCCUGAAUGAGGUGAAUGGUUACACUUGUGUCUGCAAACCAGGUUACGAAGGAAAGAGAUGUGAAAUAGAUAUAAAUGAAUGUCUGCCAAAUCCAUGCAAACACGGCGCUACAUGUAAUGAUAAAGUGAACGAUUACAGCUGCACGUGUGCCCCAGGUUACAAAGGAAGGAAUUGUGAAAAAGAUACAAAUGAAUGUCUGCCAAAUCCAUGCAUGCACGGCGCUACAUGUGAUGAUAAAGUGAAUGACUAUACUUGCACGUGUCCCCCAGGUUACAAAGGAAAGAACUGUGAAAUAGAUAUAAAUGAAUGUCUGCCAAAUCCAUGCAAGCACAGCGCUACAUGUAAUGAUAAAGUGAAUGAUUACGAUGAUGACUGCUAUAUAAAUGAAUGUCUGCCAAAUCCAUGCAAACACGGUGCUACAUGUACUGACAAAGUGAACGAUUACAGCUGCACGUGUCCCCCAGGUUACAAAGGAAAGAACUGUGAAAUAAAUAUAAAUGAAUGUCUGCCAAAUCCAUGCAAGCACGGCGCUUCAUGUAAUGAUAAAGUGAAUGAUUACACUUGCACGUGUCCUCCAGGUUACAAAGGAAAGAACUGUGAAAUAGAUGUAAAUGAAUGUCUGCCAAAUCCAUGCAAGCACACUGCUACAUGUAAUGAUAAAGUGAACGAUUACAGCUGCACGUGUCUUCCAGGCUACAAAGGAAAAAACUGUGAAAUAGAUAUCAACGAAUGUAAACCAAACCCUUGUAAACACGGAUCAUCAUGCAUGAAUGAGGUGAAUGGUUACACGUGUGUCUGCAAACUAGGUUACGAAGGAAAGAGAUGUGAAAUAGAUAUAAAUGAAUGUUUGGUAAAUCCAUGCAAGCACGGCGCAACAUGUGAUGAUAAAGUGAACGAUUACAGCUGCACGUGUGCCCCAGGUUACAAAGGAAAGAACUGUGAAAUAGAUAUAAAUGAAUGUCUUCCAAAUCCAUGCAAGCACGGCGCUACAUGUGAUGAUAAAGUGAACGAUUACAGCUGCACGUGUCGCCCUGGUUACAAAGGAAAGAACUGUGAAAUAAGUAUGAUGUCAGAUUAA
Mytilus trossulus (common blue mussel) is the source of this 4461-nucleotide messenger RNA. RefSeq names its product neurogenic locus notch homolog protein 1-like. Gene Ontology annotation, molecular function: calcium ion binding. Gene Ontology annotation, cellular component: protein-containing complex; plasma membrane. The transcript is spliced from 39 exons. Gene Ontology annotation, biological process: heterophilic cell-cell adhesion; establishment or maintenance of epithelial cell apical/basal polarity. Lineage: Eukaryota; Metazoa; Mollusca; Bivalvia; Mytilida; Mytilidae. The record is from RefSeq and is a predicted model, not a curated record. The coding region runs from base 1 to 4461 and encodes 1486 amino acids.